Molecule: messenger RNA, 929 nt
Organism: Coccinella septempunctata (seven-spotted ladybird)
Lineage: Eukaryota; Metazoa; Arthropoda; Insecta; Coleoptera; Coccinellidae
Gene: Cbp20
Product: nuclear cap-binding protein subunit 2
Exons: 4
Coding region: 168-638 (156 amino acids)
Biological process (GO): mRNA cis splicing, via spliceosome
Cellular component (GO): nuclear cap binding complex
Molecular function (GO): RNA cap binding
Source: RefSeq, a predicted model, not a curated record
GAGGUUAUUUUGAGUUUUGUGGCUGCUGUAGCAAAAUCAACAAGCAAGAUACACCGAAAAUUGUUAUUGUGAAGUUAUUCAUUUGUUGAUAUAAGUGAGUGAAAAAGUGUUGGACUAAACUGUUUGAAUUUGCUUUUAGGGAAGUUUCUCUUGAGUAUAAUUCCAAUAUGGUUACAAUAAAUUCCCCAUCCAUUGAGCUGAGUUCCUACAGAGAUCAACAUUUCAAAGGUACCAGAGCUGAGCAGGAUAAACUAUUAAGGAUUUCAACCACACUUUAUGUUGGUAAUUUGUCUUUCUAUACCACAGAAGAACAAAUCUAUGAGUUAUUUUCAAAAUGUGGCGAUAUUAGGAGAGUGAUAAUGGGUCUGGAUAAAUAUAAAAAAACACCUUGUGGAUUUUGCUUUGUGGAAUUUUACACAAGGGAAGACGCUGAAAGUGCAUUGAGGUAUGUGAAUGGAACUAGGCUAGAUGACCGUAUUGUAAGAACUGAUUGGGAUGCUGGUUUUGUUGAAGGAAGACAGUAUGGUAGAGGAAAAACUGGAGGACAGGUCAGAGAUGAAUAUAGGACAGACUACGACGCUGGAAGAAGUGGCUAUGGAAAAAUUAUCCAACAAAAAAUGGGCGUCCCAAAAAUUUGAAGAUUUCAAUAUUUUUAUAUUUUACUCACUCUAAAGGGAGUGAUCAUGUGAAAAACAAAAAAACAAGAACAGUAUUGUGUAAUACUGUUGAAUAUAGAUUUGUAACAUAAAAAGGUUAAAAUAAUUUUCAUUUAUUUUUUGAGUCUGGCAGCAAGAAAACUUGAAAAUUUAUUUCAAAUGAAUUCUAAGAAGCUGAAAUCCUCCAUAGAAGAAGUCUUGUAUUUGUUUUUAGUUGUAAAUACAUUUUUAUAUGUCGAAUUGUAUUAAAGAUAAUAAAUAAUUAUUCGAGUA